GACGAGCGGCCCUGCGCGGUCCAAGGACAAGAUGAGCUCAUCAUGGACAAGUUCAAUGUGGAGGCGAGCUCGCCAUUGACUGCAGACACGGUGCGAUAGUCGAGGCGUGGCUUGACAUCGUACCGUCUUACAGCUGCAGCUGCAUUGAUCCUUGCAGCCUCUUUCUCGGACAUGCGUGGGUCCUGCACCAUGGCGUACACUUGACGCACGCAAAGACGUCGACCUCCUCGCUGGCGAUACGAGCUUUGUGCCAAGUGCCACGUGACAUGACGACUCGCUCACUUCGGCCGAAAGCCUGGCGUCGGCGCUUGGAAUCCGAGCUGGCCUGAAUCAUGCGACGGACAAGCACCCGACCUCGAGACUCCAAUGCAGGCUCGCAAACUGUCACCGAACACGAGUCUGAUCAUCAGCAAGCGGACACUCCUCAAGCCGGUCCGGGUGGCGUGCUCAAGCUCAGAGGUCUAUCGACAAAGAAGUCACCCCGGGUCAAAUGGGACGAGGAAGUCGUCGACAAUGAAGGUCUGGGUCGAAAGAAGAGCAAGAUCUGCUGCAUUUACAGCAAGCCAAGGAAAUGGGACGAUCCGUUUGACGUCUCGUCCGACGAAUCCGAUGACUCGUGUGACGAAGGCGCGCACGACCAUAAGCACCAUUCGCACGACGACUCCGCACAGGCGAGCAAGUCAUCAGAAUCGAGCAGCGCCACUCAGGUCGUAGUGCCUCCCCCUUCGAACGCGUAUGAGAAGCAGCCGACUUACACUGGCAAAGGCAAGGGUAAAGCAAAGGCCGCUGAUCUUUGAGAUAGUCUCGCUGUAUCAAUUUUGUCACCAUGUCUGUUGUAAUCACGAGCUCUUCUUCACACACACUCG
Molecule: messenger RNA, 866 nt
Organism: Mixia osmundae IAM 14324
Lineage: Eukaryota; Fungi; Basidiomycota; Mixiomycetes; Mixiales; Mixiaceae
Exons: 4
Coding region: 333-797 (154 amino acids)
Cellular component (GO): nucleus
Molecular function (GO): protein serine/threonine phosphatase inhibitor activity; protein phosphatase 1 binding
Source: RefSeq, a predicted model, not a curated record